Trichoplusia ni (cabbage looper) is the source of this 2055-nucleotide messenger RNA. RefSeq names its product cytochrome b561 domain-containing protein 2-like. NCBI's taxonomy places the organism in Eukaryota, Metazoa, Arthropoda, Insecta, Lepidoptera, Noctuidae. The transcript is spliced from 2 exons. Bases 159 to 896 code for a protein of 245 amino acids. Gene Ontology annotation, molecular function: transmembrane monodehydroascorbate reductase activity. The record is from RefSeq and is a predicted model, not a curated record.
CAACUGUCAAGUUGGCAUUACACUAUCAUAGAAAUAAUCAAUACGGUCGACUACCUACCUACUUGAGUUUUUAAUUAUUCUUGUGCAAUUUUCGGAACGAUUAAGUGUACGGCUGUUCUUAUUAAAUUCUACCAUAUACCGCUGAGGAAGCAGCAUUUAUGGAAAACUUAGACGGAGGAGACAUCGAUGCCGGUGAAAAUAUGAGGCGCACAGACAGAAAUUCUGAAACAGCCAGAUUAGUUAGUUCUGGUCCUAACACACGACCAAGCUAUUUAAAUAUGUUGUCGAACGCAUGUGGUAUAAUAUUUCUUUGCAUAAUAAUUUACUGUAGUUUCAAUAAAGGUGUUUCGCUGUUUUCUUUUCAUCCCAUUUUGAUGACACUUGGGUGGAUGGUGUUUAUGACAUCAGCAAUUCAUGCUAUCUCUCCGGGUGAUGUGGCCACCCAGUGGAUGCCAAUACGAUUACGAAGUGCACGCCAUUGGAUUCUACAACUAGUUAGUAGUUCUAUAUUAUUAACAGGUUUUAUUGUUAUUUUAACAAAUAAGAUUCUUAACAAUGCUAAUCACUUUACUUCAUUCCAUGGUAGAUUUGGUUUGGCAUCUUUGAUUUUUAUGUCUAUUACCAUGUUAGGAGGCAUAGGUGCUUUAUACAGCCUUAAAUUGAAAAAUUAUCUCCCACCCUUAUACACCAAAUUAAUCCACACUGUGGUUGGUUUAAUCACAUAUUUCUUGGGGAUAACUACAAUUUGUCUUGGGUUUUUCUCAAACUGGUGGACCUUUGGAACAGUACUGACCUAUAUCUGUUUUACUUUGGUACUUAUAAGUAUGGCUGCCACUGUGUUAAGACCUGUUUGUAAAAUAUACUUUCGAGUGGCAGAAAGAUUUGAAUCCAAUUAAACAGGCUUCUAAGAUUUAUUGAAAAUGUAAUUUGUGAUAUUUUUAUUUAAGUUAAUCUUGUUAUGUACCUAUUUUAAAGUGUUUAUUUAAUUUUUUAUCCCAAAUUGUUUGGAGACCUUUGUAAGCGUUAUAUUAUUGUCUUCUGUAUGUGGUGCUCCUUAUAAGUUGACAAUAUGUUGUCUAUAAUUAUGCCUCAUGAAAUGUUAAAUAUAUUGUAUAUGUGUGCAACUUGAUAAUAAUAUAAUAUGUGUAAUAUGAUUGCAUUAUUGAUAGUAGACAAUAUUUUAUUCAAUGUCACAGGUGUAUGAUACACUAAACAUUCAGAUUUCAAAAAGGAUAACUUGGAGCAGGAGAAUAUUAAUUUAAGUACAAAAUAUGAAAUGAAUUUUAAUAAUUGUUACAGAAAUAUUGUGUUCAGGUAAUAGCAAAUAGUAUGUAUAUAAUGUAUAACUAUAAUCUUAUAGCUUUUUAUGUUUAAUUGCCACAAGUGUUUGUGAUGAAAUAGCAUUUUAGCGAGUAAUGUAGAUAAACACAUUCUUGGAUGUGCCAAACUAGUUCUGUCCCUUCCUAACAGUCACAAGUAUGUACCUCCUAGGUUUAAGGAUAUCUAAUACUUUUGCUACAUUAUUUAUUAGAUCUUAUUAACUACUUGUGUGGUUAAGAAAUGACAAACAUUAAAACAAAUUAUAUUAUAAUGUCAACUGUAAACAACAGCUUUUGUUAGUUUCAGUCCAAUAAGAAAUAUUUAAAAACAGAAAAAUCGUACAAUAAUCAUAUGGCCUCAAAUCAAAGGCCUCUUACUUUCUGAGAGGCUAAGAGACUGAAAGCUCUUGAGCUUAGAAAGCACAGAAAUUUUAUAUUUUCUUAUAUGUACAACCUUCAUACUUUUAAGUCUGUUUGUAUUAUAUUUUUAUUAACUACUUUUUAUGCUUUACACACAAGUUUUAUCUUACAAAUACUGUACUUUGAGAUAAGUAUAUUAUUCACUCAAUAAAUUUAUUAUUUUUAUAGGACCCAACUGUAUUUAUAGUGAAUAGGUGUUCAUAUGUAGCGUUGUUAGCGCAUGUGUAAGCUUCAUAUCGAAAUAUUAUCGGUGUCUAUUUACACUCUAAAAAAAAGAAAAUGUAUUUAUCGAACAAUAAACAAGUCGAAACUGCGA